AUGAAACCAUGUGAUCUUUUCAUUUACUUAUUUUUGUAUAUUUUUUUAAUAAUGAAAUGUUAUGAAUUGUUCAUAAUUCCAAAGAAUAUGAAAAUGGUUAAGAAUCCUAUUUAUCAAAAUAGAUACACAGACAAUAAAAGAAAUGCACUUUUAUAUGCAAAAAAAAAAAGGAACAGAAGAGUCAUAGUAUUAGAAUGCACUGAAGCAAGAAAAUUGGGAAAACAGCCAUCAAGAUAUGUAACAGAAAAAAAUAAAAAUAAUACUCCAAAAAAAUUACAAUUAUAUAAAUACAAUAAAUAUCUUAAAAGAAGAACAUUACAUGUUGAAAUAAAAUAA
This is a messenger RNA of Plasmodium adleri (nom. inval.), 336 nucleotides long. Its product is annotated as apicoplast ribosomal protein L33 precursor, putative. The record is from RefSeq and is a predicted model, not a curated record. Gene Ontology annotation, molecular function: structural constituent of ribosome. The coding region runs from base 1 to 336 and encodes 111 amino acids. Gene Ontology annotation, biological process: translation. The transcript has 2 exons. Gene Ontology annotation, cellular component: ribosome. NCBI's taxonomy places the organism in Eukaryota, Apicomplexa, Aconoidasida, Haemosporida, Plasmodiidae.